AUGGACGCAUUCACAGCCGAACAGAAAAAGACAUUUGACACAUUUGACCAAUACCCAUGGGAAGCCGACACUGUCUUUCAAGCUGGCCUUGAUAAUAUCCUCAGCAAUCUCCCACCCACCGACAAUGACAAUGAAGACAAGGAUCGUCAACUCUUAAGAGCCAAACACUUUUUCUUUUCAAGGUUUAAUCAAGCGUUUGAUUUGGAUCAGUAUCUUCAAUACAAGCAACUUGAACAGCAAACAGGUGGCAAAAAGGAUCCAAAGGAAGCUCGUUAUCAGCAAUUGGAGCAAUACGAUUAUGAUCAUGAUGAAAAGUACUUGGAUGGAUUAUCGACGGUGGUUCAGGAAUGGGUGAAUCAGCAAACACAACAAGGUGUGAUUUGGGAUAAGACGCGCUUGGAUGAAGAAUUCAAAAAGGCUCAGGCACAGUAUUAUACAAGACAUGUGGAUACGAGUGUGGAUAUGGAUGACUAUUUCGCAUGGGCUCAAGAGAAAAAGGAAGCGAAUCAACCAGCAUGUCCUUUUGCCCAUUUAUGGCAAAACAAGGGUGACGGAUCCAAGCGUACAGCAUCAGGGUCGGCAGGUUCCGAUUUCAUUGUUGCCAGCGAGGGACGUGGUGCUACCACCUUGACAUUAUCAUCCCCCAGCACGCGUAAUGUAUUGACCAUCGAUCGAUUGGAGGCAUUGAGAAAAGCACUGGAAGCAUCCGAGCAAUCGCAAGAAGCCACAGCACACAUGUUGAAUUCACUCGUCACCUCUGAAACAGUAGCCAGCAGCGGUUUAGCGUAUCGAGAGACGUAUGAUUUAGCCAUCCAACAAAAAGCCAACGCCAUUGCAUCCUUGGAAAAGCUGGCGCAGAGUUACUAUCAGAGUGUGGAACAAACGAUCCUCUCCUUAAAGAAACCCUGCCUUGUCUUUAUGGAUGGCGCCAUCCCUACCAAUGCAAGUUACUUGUUCCUAUGGCAUCGAUUCAUUCGCGUGGUGACCGAACAUGCUGUACUACCCUUGGGAUUGACAUUGUCACAUGCACCCGUACCGCCUUUGCUUUUAUUGACCUUGUGCCGAUCACGCAAGCCCAACCUUCCCCAGGGGAUUGAAUUGUAUCUGGCUUUGGCUCCACCUGAAUUGGUCCGUUUACGGGGUCCUGAAUUACUCAAGUUGGGUUUGGCGGAUGUCUUUGUGCCUGGCGCUCAAUUCCACAAUGUUUUGGAAACCGUCAAAAAGAUGAGUCUAUGUCCACCUCCUGCUACUGCCACAGCUGUCCAAUUGGGUCUUGCCACUGCACAUACAUACCCUGGUCCUGAUCGAUUGGGUGUUUGGGAAAAUGAGAUUCAACGUGUAUUUGGGGCAGCAGAGUCCUUGGAGGAGAUUCGAAGCAACCUCGAGAAAGUGAACAAUCAUUGGAGUCAAACCAUCUUGGAUCAUUGGUCUACUUUACCACCCACCUUACUCAAAGCUGUAUUCCAAGCUGUCAAGAAAUCAUGCAGUGGGAUGGAGCCUCCUCAUGUCUUUGCACUUGAACAAUCACUCAACACACAAUGGCGACAAAGCAAGGAUUAUACAACAUGGAUUACAAAGGAGGAGGGUUCAUGGAUGGAGGAAGAGGAUGCAUACCCGGAGAGCGUGGAUCAUGAACAACAAAGAGACCAAGUGAUUUAUGAAGCACCUCAGACGAAGAGUGAUACCAUGGCAUGUCCCGUGACAGGUCAAGGAGGUGUAUGUCCUGUAACAGGUCAAGUCUCUGAAGCAGCAGCAGCAACCACAUGUCCCGUGACAGGCCAAACUUCAUCCAUUCCAUCCGCAUGUCCCAUGUCCCAACAACAACAACAAGCCAUGGCAUGCCCUGUAACCGGUCAAAAAGGAGCUGCUUGCCCUGUAUCAUCCCAAUCAUCAUAA
This is a messenger RNA of Lichtheimia ornata, 1896 nucleotides long. RefSeq lists its product as uncharacterized. The record is from RefSeq and is a predicted model, not a curated record. The transcript has 5 exons. The coding region runs from base 1 to 1896 and encodes 631 amino acids. Lineage: Eukaryota; Fungi; Mucoromycota; Mucoromycetes; Mucorales; Lichtheimiaceae.